Molecule: messenger RNA, 1095 nt
Organism: Knipowitschia caucasica
Lineage: Eukaryota; Metazoa; Chordata; Actinopteri; Gobiiformes; Gobiidae
Source: the annotation of a GenBank genome assembly
AUGAGGCACUUACAGCUGGUGACAAAGGCCCGGUCAGCCGCGGUGAAGCUCCGGGCAGCUGCGGUGGAGGCCCGGGCAGCUGCGGUGGAGGCCCGGGCAGCUGCGGUGGAGGCCCGGGCAGCUGCUGUGGAGGCCCGGGCAGCUGCGGUGGAGGCCCGGGCAGCUGCGGUGGAGGCCCGGGCAGCUGCGGUGGAGGCCCGGGCAGCUGCGGUGGAGGCCCGGGCAGCUGCGGCAGCAACCAGGUUAGCUCUGGUGGUUUCCAGGCCAACUGUGGAGGUAUCCAGGUUAACUCUGGUGGUAGCAAUGGUGGAGGCCUGGACUGACCUGCUGAUCGUGUCCGUGAUGCUGGGGGUCUGCUCCAUCCUGGGGCUGCCGUGGUUCGUGGCUGCGACCGUGCUCUCCAUCUCCCACGUCAACAGCCUCAAAGUGGAGUCCGAGUGCUCGGCUCCGGGGGAACAGCCCAAGUUCCUGGGGAUCCGAGAACAACGCGUCACCGGAUUCAUGAUCUUUAUGUUGAUGGGCUGCUCCGUGUUCAUGACGUCAGUCCUGAAGUUCAUUCCGAUGCCGGUGCUGUACGGAGUCUUUCUCUACAUGGGCGUCUCUUCCCUCAAAGGAAUCCAAUUUUUCGACAGGAUCAAGUUGUUCGGGAUGCCAGCCAAGCAUCAGCCGGACCUGAUUUAUCUACGCUACGUCCCGCUGUGGAAAGUGCACGUCUUCACUCUGGUCCAACUGAGCUGUCUGGUUCUACUGUGGGUCAUCAAGGCGUCUGCAGCAGCCGUGGUCUUCCCCAUGAUGGUUCUGGCGCUGGUGUUUGUGCGGAAACUCCUCGACUUCUUCUUUACAAAGAGAGAGCUGAGCUGGUUGGACGACCUGAUACCGGAGAGCAAGAAGAAGAAGGAGGACGACAAGAAGAAGAAAGCCCAAGAAAAACUGGUGUUAGCCGGAGAUGAAGACAGAGCUCUGAAAAUGGCCUUUGAAGCGUCAAACCGACUGGCCCUCCCGGUGAAGACGCUGACGGGAAAAUCCUACAGAAUAGGAGUAGUGACGCAGGAGCCGGAGGAGGAGCCUGAGCCAGGAGAAAGUGGCCUGUGUUAG